Oryza brachyantha (malo sina) is the source of this 3171-nucleotide messenger RNA. RefSeq lists its product as uncharacterized. Gene Ontology annotation, cellular component: plasma membrane; plasma membrane raft. The record is from RefSeq and is a predicted model, not a curated record. The transcript has 6 exons. Gene Ontology annotation, biological process: protein localization to plasma membrane. NCBI's taxonomy places the organism in Eukaryota, Viridiplantae, Streptophyta, Magnoliopsida, Poales, Poaceae. The coding region runs from base 87 to 3092 and encodes 1001 amino acids.
UCCGGUUUUUCUCGUCGCCGUCGUCGAAGCCACGAUCGCUCGCCGGGAUCAUCACCACCAGUAGCGGCAACUAGCGACCGGUCGAGAUGGCGCGUUUCGUGGUCGCCGGCGCGUCGGAGUACCUGGCCAUCACUGGGUGGGGGAUCGACGACGUGAAGCUGGCGAAGAAGUCGUGGGUGUUCGCCGGGCAGCAGUGCAAGAAGUUCGACAUCUCGCCGGUGAACUACGAGUUCAACGUGCAGGCCAUGAGCGCCGAGAAGCUGGCCUUCAACCUCCCCGCCGUCUUCACCAUCGGCCCCAAGAUCUUGCCGCCGCCCGGGAACGACGCCUCGCGACAGGGUCAUCGCCGCGCUCUCAUGCCUGAGAGCGAGGAAGCGCUCCUCCUGUACGCCAAGCUCAUCGCGCCGCUCGACCAUGCGUCCAACCACGUGAAGGAACUCGUGAAGGGAGUGAUCGAAGGGGAGACCCGCGUGCUCGCCGCCUCCAUGACCAUGGAGGAGAUCUUCCAGGGCACCAAGAAGUUCAGGAAGGAAGUGUUCGAGCAGGUGCAGCUCGACCUCAACAAGUUUGGGCUCUACAUCUACAACGCCAACGUCAAGCAGCUCGUCGACGAGCCCGGCCACGAGUACUUCUCCUACCUCGGGCGGAAGACGCAGCAGGAGGUGGUGAACCAGGCGAAGGUGGACGUGGCGGAGGCGCGGAUGAAGGGCGAGGUCGGCGCCAAGGAGAGGGACGGGCUCACGCGACAGAACGCCGCCAAGGUGGACGCCGAGACGAAGGUGCUCUCGGUGCGGCAGCAGGGCAUCGGCCUCAGGGAGGAGGCCAAGGUGAAGUCGGAGGUGCAGGUGUACGAGAACGAGAGGGAGGCGGAGAUCGCGGCGGCGCAGGCCGGCCUGGCGAUGAAGAAGGCCGGGUGGGAGAAGCAGUCGAAGGUGGCUCAGGUCGAGGCGGUCAAGGCCGUCGCCAUUCGCGAGGCCGAGCUGCAAAUGGAGGUCGAGCGCAAGAACGCGCUGCGCCUCACCGAGAAGCUCAAGGCCGAGCAGCUCAGCAAGGCCACUGUCCAGUACGAGACACAGGUGCAAGAGUCGAACGCGGCGCUGUACAGCCGGCAGAAGGCGGCGGAGGCGACGCUGUACGAGCAGGUCAAGUCGGCGGAGGCCCGCAAGGCGCAGGCGGACGCCACGUUCUUCGAGCAGAAGCUGGCCGAGGACGCGAGGCUGUACGCGAGGCAGAAGGAGGCGGAGGCCCUGGCCAUGGUGGGCAAGGCCAAGGCGGAGUACGUGGCGUCGAUGCUCCAGGCGCUCGGCGGCGACUACGGCGCGCUCCGGGACUACCUCAUGAUCGACGGCGGCGUGUACCAGGAGAUGGCGCGCAUCAACGCCGGCGCCGUGAGCGGCAUGCAGCCCAAGAUCAGCAUCUGGAGCAACGACGGCGGCGCCAGUGGGGGCGGCGAGGCCGGCGCCGGGGCGAUGCAGCAGAUGGCCGGCGUGUACAAGAUGCUGCCGCCGUUGCUGUCGACGGUUCACGAGCAGACCGGCAUGGAGCCACCGUCGUGGUUGGCUACCCUGCAGCAGCAGCAGCAGCAGAUCGAUCGAUCGAUCGAGAUGGCAGUUUUCCUGGUGGCCGGCGCGUCGGAGUACCUGGCCAUCACCGGGUGGGGCAUCGACGACGUGAAGCUGACGAAGAAGGCGUGGGUGUGGGUGGGGCAGCGGUGCAAGACCAUCGACAUAACGCCGGUGACCUACGAGUUCACGGUGCAGGCCAUGAGCUCCGAGAAGCUGGCCUUCAAGCUCCCCGCCGUCUUCACCAUCGGCCCCAAGGUCAAGCGCAGCCCCGGAGAGGACGAAGCCGACGCCCAACGGCGACAAGAGUGCGAUGAGGAAGCGCUGCUACUCUACGCGAAGCUCAUCGCGCCGCUGCACCCGAGAUCUGACCACUUCAUCAACCUCAUCAAGGGCGUCAUCGAGGGCGAGACCCGCGUGCUCGCCGCCUCCAUGACCAUGGAGGAGAUCUUCCAGGGCACCAAGACGUUCAAGGACCAGGUGUUCAACCAGGUGCAGCUCGACCUCGACAAGUUUGGGCUCUACAUCUACAACGCCAACAUCAAGCAGCUGGAGGACGAGCCGGGGCACGAGUACUUCUCCUUCCUCGGGCAGAAGACGCAGCAGGAGGCGCAGAACCAGGCGAAGGUGGACGUGGCGGAGGCGCGGAUGAAGGGCGAGGUCGGCGCCAAGGAGAGGGACGGGCUCACGCGGCAGAACGCCGCCAAGGUGGACGCCGAGACGAAGGUGCUCUCGGUGCGGCAGCAGGGCGUCGGCCUCAGGGAGGAGGCCAAGGUGAAGUCGGAGGUGCAGGUGUACGAGAACGAGAGGGAGGCGGAGAUCGCGGCGGCGCAGGCGGCGCUGGCGAUGAGGCGGGCGGGGCUGGACAAGCAGUCCAAGGUGGCCGAGGUCGAGGCGGUGAAGGCGGUCGCCAUUCGCGAGGCCGAGCUGCAGAUGGAGGUCGAGCGCAAGAACGCGCUGCGCCUCACGGAGAAGCUCAAGGCCGAGCAGCUCAGCAAGGCCAUUGUCCAGUACGAGACACAGAUGCAAGAGUCGAACGCGGCGUUCUACGACCGGCAGAAGGCGGCGGAGGCGACGCUGUACGAGCAGGUGAAGUCGGCGGAGGCGCGGAGGGCGCAGGCCGACGCCAAGUUCUUCGAGCAGAAGAUGGCGGAGGACGCGAGGCUGUACGCGAGGCAGCGGGAGGCGGAGGCCCUGGCCAUGGUCGGCAAGGCCAAGGCGGAGUACGUGGCGUUGAUGCUCCAGGCGCUCGGCGGCAACUACGGCGCGCUCCGGGACUACCUCAUGAUCGACGGCGGCGUGUACCAGGAGAUGGCGCGCAUCAACGCCGGCGCCGUGAGCGGCAUGCAGCCCAAGAUCAGCAUCUGGAGCAACGACGACGUCGGUGGCGCCAAUGGGGGCGGCGAGGGUGGUGCCGGAGCGAUGCAGCAGAUGGCCGACGUGUACAAGAUGUUGCCGCCGUUGCUGUCGACGGUCCACGAGCAGACCGGCAUGCAGCCGCCGCCGUGGAUUGGUUGCCUGCCAAACUGAUAUACUCCUGUACCGUACCUAAAUGUUAACGUUUAACGUGGUUGAUUUUGUUUAUACAUAUUUAACUUUUCGUUUUAUU